This is a messenger RNA of Gastrolobium bilobum, 2128 nucleotides long. Its product is annotated as serine/threonine-protein kinase STY13-like. The record is from RefSeq and is a predicted model, not a curated record. Lineage: Eukaryota; Viridiplantae; Streptophyta; Magnoliopsida; Fabales; Fabaceae. Gene Ontology annotation, biological process: protein phosphorylation. The coding region runs from base 714 to 1850 and encodes 378 amino acids. The transcript has 6 exons. Gene Ontology annotation, molecular function: protein kinase activity; ATP binding.
UUUGCAUUUAUUGGAAUAUAUGCUUUGGAACCCUCUCUUCUCGGAGCGACACUCCAAAACUUGUCUUCUUCAUCGGAGUUCCAAGUUGGUGGGUAGAGAGAGAAAGUGGGAAAGAAAUAUAAACCCCAUUUCUUGAGAGAGAAAGUGAACUCAAAUUCUGUCCCCCAUUUUUUUUUUCUUUUUUGUGGGAAUCUUGGGGUCUUUGAAAAGAGCUUAAAAAUAUGAACUUGGAGGUUUGGUUUUUGGCGUUUUUCUUGGAUGUAAAUUUUCUGGGAAAAUUUUGUUAGCGUCUAUUGUAAGUUACAGUCUUUUCUUUCCUAUUUUUUUUUAAUACAUGUAUUUUUUUUUCUUUCUUUGAUGGGUUUCUUUGGGUGAACUUCAAAGGGUGGCCAGCUUCUUAGUGAAGCAAAGGUUUGACAAGUUUUGAAACAGGGGAACAUGCUGCAUUAGUGAACACAAAUAAUAAAAAAAGAUUGGGUUUUUAAUGUUUUUUGAAGAAGGUGUGGCAAUACAUGAUUGAUUUGGAUGAUGGGGAUUGUUUAACUGUUAGAUGAUUUUUCUUUUCCUUUAAAUUUGGAGGUGUUAUCUAUGUGGGAAGGAAUAUUCAGGGGAGGUUGGUCUUUUGUUGGAUUUAAAGAAAGUUUUAUUUUUUUUUUGGCUUGUUCUUGGUAACCAUUGAAAUGAGGAAUUGGGUUAUAGUUUAAGGUUGCAGCAUGAGUUGCAGUGAGAGGAGCAUAGGAGGAGGAGGAGGAGGAGAAGAAGAGAAGGAAUAUGAGGAAAACAGUUCUGAAGGAUUGGAACCAAAAUCAACGAGGCACAAUAAUGGGUCAAUAGCAAACCAGCAGCUAACAAUUGAUGACAAUCUUUUGGUUGACCCCAAACUAUUGUUUAUUGGUUCAAAGAUUGGAGAAGGUGCUCAUGGAAGAGUUUUUGAAGGAAGGUAUAGAGAUCGGAUUGUUGCAAUUAAAGUUCUACAUCGUGGGAGCACUUCAGAAGAAAGAGCUUCCCUUGAAGAUCGUUUUGCUCGGGAAGUUAAUAUGAUGUCCCGUGUCCACCAUGAGAAUCUUGUUAAGUUUAUUGGAGCUUGUAAGGAUCCUCUGAUGGUGAUUGUUACAGAGCUGUUACCGGGGAUGUCGCUGCGAAAAUAUUUGAUCAAUAUACGCCCUAAACUGUUGGACCUUCAUGUGGCUAUAAACUUCGCCCUUGACAUUGCUCGAGCCAUGGAUUGGCUACAUGCCAAUGGGAUCAUCCAUAGAGAUCUGAAACCUGACAAUCUGCUGCUUACGGCAAAUCAUAAGUCAGUUAAACUUGCUGAUUUUGGUCUGGCUAGAGAAGAAUCUGUGACUGAAAUGAUGACUGCAGAAACUGGAACUUAUCGUUGGAUGGCACCAGAGUUGUACAGUACCGUGACAUUGCGUCAAGGGGAGAAAAAGCAUUACAACAACAAGGUUGAUGUCUACAGCUUUGGAAUUGUUUUGUGGGAGCUACUAACGAACCGCAUGCCUUUUGAAGGGAUGUCAAAUUUACAAGCUGCUUAUGCUGCUGCAUUUAAGCAAGAGAGGCCUAACCUUCCUGGUGAUAUAUCCCCUGAUCUUGCCUUUAUCAUACAAUCAUGUUGGGUUGAGGAUCCUAACCUGAGACCAAGCUUUAGUCAGAUUAUCCGCAUGCUCAAUGCAUUUACCUUUACACUCCAACUACCAACCCCUUCAUUGCCAGAACCUGACAAUGAACUUGAGGCUGCCACAAGUAACGGUAACUGUACCAUAACUAACUUUUCUACCCGAAACAGAGGAAAAUUUGCUUUUCUUCGCCAUUUGUUUUCUUCAAAGAGGACAAGAAAUUAUCCGUGAGCGGUAAAUUUAAAAAAUUUCCCGUUUAUUGUAGAUAAAGAGUUCUCAUGGUAUGUUCUAUAAUUUAAUGCAUUCACAAGUAAUCAUCUAAGGUGACAACUAGAAGUGUGUAACAUGUUCAACAGAAGAGUAGAAUGAUGUUGGUAAUCUUUUAGAAAGAGUAAGGAAACAGAAAAGAUUUGUUUAUAUUGUAUAUUUGAUCUUCUUGUAAAAGAACACGUUGGUUUAAAGAUAUUUUCCUCCAUUCUAACUUCUAAGGCAACUUUGUAAUUAUGGUU